AUGUCUAACUAUCCCAACUACUAUCGACCGCCUGGCCCUCCAUCGGGUACCAAUACGAACCAAGCACCAUCAAGCUAUCCACCAUACUACCAGGCACCUCCCAACCCACUUCUAUCCGCUUAUCAGCAGCCCAUCUAUCCACCUGCACCAGGACCUUCUGGCUUGCAAGGACCACCAAGCUACUAUCCUCGUGUGGGCUUCACCAGACUCCCCGCCAAGUUCCAUAUCUGGAAUGUAAUGAUCAGCGGCGGCACUAGCUGUCUCGAGCUGGGCCAUCAGCUCAAAGGCCCAGUAGCAUACUCUGCAAAGAUGUUCUCUAGCAGCAGGCUUAAGAUCAAGGAAGGUCCAUAUGCAUCUGAGAAUCUGCCUAUUUGCACCAUAGAGAGUCGUCAUACCUUCAGCAGCAAGAGCACCAUAACCUUCGAUGGCUUCCAAGCCAACUUUGUGGAGACGAGCAUGUUUAAUGAUGGCGCUACCUGGCCGUUUGAUGUUGAUGUCAAUGGUACCUUUCAGAGGUGGCAGUGGAGAAAGAGGAAGACACAAAAGACAUCAACAAUGAGACAGAUAGUGGAAGCCUUUUCUGAUAGCGACUUUGGAAGCUGGGAGCUUGUCCCUGUGUCAGGCCAGGGCUGGCCUAUUGCUACUUUUGAAGCAUCGGGAGGUAACACCUUUGAGGAUAACGCAGCACUUGGAGUAUUCGAGUUUCACGGACCGGCAGCUGUUGGGCAGUUCGGUGACACUUUUGCAAAUAAUCGCGGCAUUGGCCAGCUCAUAGUCAGGCAAUGGCUCUGA
Molecule: messenger RNA, 792 nt
Organism: Fusarium musae
Lineage: Eukaryota; Fungi; Ascomycota; Sordariomycetes; Hypocreales; Nectriaceae
Exons: 2
Coding region: 1-792 (263 amino acids)
Source: RefSeq, a predicted model, not a curated record